AUGUGCGGUAUGGAGGCUGUUCAAUAUCAAAACCAAGAUACAGCUGAUCAUGACCGCCAGGCCAACUACCUUGCCGAGGGCUUCAAGAAUGCAACAUGUACCGCGACGGACGCCGACUGCAUAUGCGCUAAUGAGACAUUGAUGGCCAAUGUUCAGGCAUGCUCACUGAGAGCCUGCACCAUACCGCAAUUGAAGGACUUCGGACGUCCCAGUAUGCUAACCCUCUCGAUAUUGGCCGGCCAGACUGACUUCCUAUCGUCAGAGUCCCGAAAUGGCUACCCUCUGCCACUGCCACUGGCCGGUCCGGGACAGGAUGGGCUGAUCUGUGUGCGGUCUUCGCAUUUGGGAGUGCGCCGCCGUGUGAGCAUGGAAGUUGAGUCUGCCGGGUAA
Molecule: messenger RNA, 390 nt
Organism: Penicillium crustosum
Lineage: Eukaryota; Fungi; Ascomycota; Eurotiomycetes; Eurotiales; Aspergillaceae
Product: CFEM domain-containing protein
Exons: 2
Coding region: 1-390 (129 amino acids)
Source: RefSeq, a predicted model, not a curated record